GAUUCAUGGGGGGGUUAAAUAGUGGCGCACAUUCAAAGCGUGCUUCUCGUCUCCCUCUCCUCCAUUACCAGACACUUCGGUACCGACCUGAGCCACAACAGCAGCGAGACCAAACUCAAAGCUCAACCACCACAGACAACCCCCAAUUGCCUUGUUCUUCUUCGUCACCUUCCAUGGCCGCUCACCUCCACCUCCACGCCGCUUCACUUCCCGCGGGAAUCGUCACUGCCCGCAACCGGAAGCCGCUCUCCUUUAACUUUUCUAAUAAGAACCCGGGUUUUUUCUUGGCACGACCCGCUUCGGCUCCCGCCCUCAAGGCGACGGUCUUGCCGCCGGUGGUGGUCGCGGUCGUGAGCACGGCCGUGGGUGGAGCCCCGCCGGUGGCCGCCGCGCCUCCCAAGACGUUGCCGUUCAGGGUGGGCCACGGCUUCGAUCUCCACAGGCUGGAGCCUGGGUACCCUUUGAUCAUCGGUGGCAUCGAUAUACCUCACGACAGAGGCUGCGAGGCUCACUCUGAUGGGGAUGUGUUGCUUCAUUGUGUGGUGGAUGCGAUUUUGGGAGCUCUGGGGCUUCCGGAUAUAGGGCAGAUAUUCCCUGAUUCUGAUCCCAAGUGGAAGGGUGCACCUUCAUCUGUUUUCAUCAAGGAAGCUGUUCGGCUCAUGCAUGAGGUAGGUUAUGAGAUUGGAAACUUGGAUGCCACCUUGAUUCUCCAGAGACCAAAAGUCAGCCCACACAAGGAAGCUAUCAGGAAAAACCUAUGUGAGUUGCUUGGAGCAGAUCCGACCGUUGUUAACCUUAAAGCAAAAACUCACGAGAAGGUCGAUAGCCUUGGAGAAAACCGGAGUAUAGCAGCUCAUACUGUGGUUCUCCUUAUGCGGAAGUGAAGGGUAUGCGGAUAUCACAUGCCAUUAAGCAUCUGCAGCUCUUCAUUUAUGUAGCAUCAAAGGGUAAGUGGAGUCUGAGAGAAUAGAAUGUUAAUUACACUUUCCCCAAGUGAGCAAUAAAGUCCAAUCUUUCCUGAACAUGUGCGGUUCACUGAUAGUAAGCAAUACACGUCUCAUCAUAUCUGCAGCUCAUGUCCAAAUGUUGUAACUGAUGGAUAGCAAGUCUUGUGGAUUCAGCAUAUUGUGUUGAACCAGUUACGUACACGAUUUGCUGACCAUCCCUGUCAUAGUGAGCUUGUAGCCAUUCUUUCA
Syzygium oleosum is the source of this 1196-nucleotide messenger RNA. RefSeq names its product 2-C-methyl-D-erythritol 2,4-cyclodiphosphate synthase, chloroplastic. Gene Ontology annotation, biological process: terpenoid biosynthetic process. The record is from RefSeq and is a predicted model, not a curated record. NCBI's taxonomy places the organism in Eukaryota, Viridiplantae, Streptophyta, Magnoliopsida, Myrtales, Myrtaceae. Gene Ontology annotation, molecular function: 2-C-methyl-D-erythritol 2,4-cyclodiphosphate synthase activity. The transcript has 3 exons. The coding region runs from base 6 to 884 and encodes 292 amino acids.